GUGUUGCUCCAAGCUUAGUAUAUGCGACAAAUUAAAACCGAUCGACUAGUAUCGUUAAACUAGUCUUUACCAUGCAUGUUCAGAAUAUUGUAAUAAUAUUAAGAUUCACGGCUUGAACUCGUCAAACAACCAUUAACAUAACAUUACUUUACGAACUCGUUUAACAUUGUUCACAAACAAGAGUCCUCCUCUUCCUCAUUUAUAUAAAUUCCUUCAAGAGGAUCGAUGAAAAUCAAUAACCAGGACGUUUUCAUGAAGAAGCCUACAGUCAUCAUGGUGCCCUAUCCAGCACAAGGCCAUGUGACACCCAUGCUUAACCUGGCCUCCGCCUUGAGCCGCCAUGGAUUUUCUCCGGUGGUUGUAACACCGGAGUUCAUUCACAGCACCAUUGCUCACAUAAACGCCGGCAUCACCUGUAAGUCCAUCCCCGACGGUUUGGAGGAGGAGACACCACGUGAUUUCUUCUCCAUUGAGUUUGCAAUGGAGAACAACAUGCCGGAGCAUUUGGAAGGCUUGGUUCGUGAACUUAAUGGUGGAGAUGGUGGCGGAGUUGCAUUCAUGAUUGUGGAUUUAUUGGCGUCAUGGGCAUUGAAAGUUGGCGGCGAUUGUGGUGUUCCGGUGGUCGGAUAUUGGCCGGUUAUGUUUGCUGCUUACCAGCUGAUUGCUGCUAUCCCGGAAAUGCUAUCUCUGGGAAUCAUCUCGGAAACUGGCAUUCCACAAAAUGAAGGUCCGAUAUACUUGGGAUAUGAUCAACCUCCUUUAGGCACACAAGAUUUACCAUGGCUUAUUGGAAAUCUAGUUUCAAGAAAAUCUAGAUUCAAGUUUUGGACAAGAACAUUGGCUAGAACAAGAACGCUUUCACAAAUCCUCGUAAACAGCUUCCCCGAGGAACACCACAUUGAUACUGACUUACAAGAUCAAUCAAUAAAAUACCCAAAUAUCACUCCAAUUGGACCAUUGACACAACAUACUCGUUAUGGAAACCCUCGUUUUUCAAAAGAAGAUAUGAAUUGUUUGGAUUGGUUAGACCAACAAAGUGAUCACUCUGUUGUCUACAUCUCCUUUGGGACUUGGGUUAGCCCGAUUGGUAAAGCAAAGGUGAGAAACCUAGCUAUGGCUUUGGAAUCAUCCAAACAUCCAUUCAUUUGGGUUCUAGGUUCAAAAUGGCGCGAAGGGCUCCCAAAAAACUAUGUGGAGCGAAUGUGGAAUCGAGGAAGAGUGGUCUCUUGGGCCCCACAAAGUGAAGUGUUACGACAUAAAGGAGUUGGGUGUUAUCUAACACAUUGUGGAUGGAACUCCACUAUAGAGGCUAUACAAAGCAAGGUGAGACUAUUGUGUUAUCCGAUUGCAGGAGACCAAUUUGUGAAUUGUGACUACAUUGUUAAGAUUUGGCGAAUUGGGAUUAGAAUGAACGAUUUUGGCGAAGAAAAUGUUCAUAGAAGCUUAGAGAAGGUGAUGGGCGAUAUAGAGAUGGAGGAAAGGCUAGUUAAGAUGAAUCAAAGAGUAUUCGGGACGGAAACUAGUUUAAGGGUGAUUGCUAAUUUGACAAAUUUUGUUGAUGAUUAUAGCAAAGUUACCAAUGAUCAAACUCUAACUAAAGAAAGCUAAGAUGAAAGGUUGCAUAAGGACAAUUGUCAUAAAUUAAGUCAUUUCUACUUUGUGUGGGGAAUAAUAAAGACGAGAUCCAUAAAAUUAAGUCCAUCUUCAACUUCGAAAAUUCAAAUUUAAGCAAUGAAUUCCUUUGUGUAUUUGUAAAGAUUGAUAUAACUUUGUUUUAAAACUCGAAACUUUUAUGUAGUCUUUGGUGCCAAAAUUUUGUUGACUGAUAUUAAGGGCUUAUUAUUAUUAUUUAUUUAUUUAUUUAUUUAUUUAUUUAUUGAAAUCCAUGUAUGAACUUUGACUUACAAAGAAGUCAUGGUAUAUGGACAUAUGGUCAUAGUGUAGGGGUUUAAGAGUCAAUAAUAAAUAGUAUACUGGCUGUUGAUGCAAAGGGUCUGAUCCCCAAUCUCCGCCGAUCAAGUUACAAGCAUCAAAUGGCCGGUGCUGCCGCUGCUAGGUUGUUUAUACGGUCAACUUCUGCCCGUAACGCCGCCGCCAGUCGAUUCUCCUCAGGCGCGAAAACCUCCCCCUUUCGCAUUCAAACCACAAAACCUCUGUCUCAUCGCAUCUUCAGUUGCCCAGCUGAAUUGAGCGUCUGUUUGGAAACGGUGCAACCUUUUCAUGGAGUUACUGCUUCGGCUUUGAUGACUUCCAUGCUCACUCUCUCUCGCCGGACUUGCGGUUGGAUUCCUGAAGGUUCAUAAGAAGAUAGCAAAGAAAUGUGAACCAGAUUGAUGCAAUUUAUGCUUCUGGUAUACGAAAUCAUUAAUGUCAAAUGAGUCUUAAUAGGAUGCUAAUUAUGCUUUGUUAUUCUUAGUUAUUUUCUGUAGUGAAACUCCUGUUGUUAUUUUUAUUGAAACUUCUUUUCGUUUUCUCUUGUGUAAUUGAUGUUUAAAAGAAGAACAUACAUUUUAUUAACUAAUUUUCAUAGUUCCAAAUA
Molecule: messenger RNA, 2539 nt
Organism: Lactuca sativa (garden lettuce)
Lineage: Eukaryota; Viridiplantae; Streptophyta; Magnoliopsida; Asterales; Asteraceae
Product: protein NUCLEAR FUSION DEFECTIVE 6, mitochondrial
Cellular component (GO): mitochondrion
Source: RefSeq, a predicted model, not a curated record